Messenger RNA from Penicillium daleae, 2061 nucleotides. RefSeq names its product putative meiosis protein MEI2. Gene Ontology annotation, molecular function: nucleic acid binding. The record is from RefSeq and is a predicted model, not a curated record. The coding region runs from base 1 to 2061 and encodes 686 amino acids. The transcript is spliced from 13 exons. Lineage: Eukaryota; Fungi; Ascomycota; Eurotiomycetes; Eurotiales; Aspergillaceae.
AUGAGUGACCAUCAUCCAAAGGGCAUGCCCGAUAUUCCGGGACUGGGCCCCGGGGGAUCCUCAAUUCCCCCGGAAAAGCCCUACCCUCCUGCUUGGUUCACCCAACAGUUCUCUCGCUACGAUCCAAACUGGUGUGCUCUUCCGGCUGUUCCUCUUUCGGCCCAGCGUAAACCCAACUACGCCGAACAGGUUAUUCCCAAGGAUUUGUGGGCCACGUGCGAGAAGGAAUUUGGACCACCUGUUACUACGGAGGUCUACUCACCGGCGAUGGCUCGUGCUGCGGAUGAGCCUAAUCCUUACACUACGGAGCAGUCGUGGGGCCGUGGUAUCCCAUCUGGCCUCGGGGAACCGCUUACUAUCGCCGAUUCGAUGCACCUGGAGCUUUGCAAAGACUUUCCUUUCAUCCUUGAGCAAGCCACUGGCCAUGGUAACUCGUCACAGGCCGCUCCAGCAGCUCUUGAGGCCCCUUUGAAGCAGCAAGCUCCAGCUUCAGCCGACCCUAACCUUUGCGCCGUUGUACCAUACACCGGCCAUGGUAACAUUUCGCAGCACCAGCCAUCUCCCGCUGCUGCACAUCAUGGACGGAGUGAUCUGGAUAUUCAACAGAUCGCCAGUUUGAACCGUCCUGGUCCGACUUUUGCCCCACCUGGACUUGGUUAUUCUUAUGCUCACGCCGUUCGGUAUGGCGGCGCUCGGUUCCCUCCACCCGGUCUUCCUCACCCUCGCCGGAUUCAAUUUAAUCCUGCUCAUCCUGUGCCUACAGAGCCUGGUCACGCUCACGGAGACCCUGGUUCUCAGAUCUACCAGGAGGUUCCCCAAUUCCCUCCACUCGGAUCUUUCAAAUACAGCCCUCCUCGCCGCUUCAAAGUGACAAACGUUGAUACUGACCUCGAAGCUUUCGCUGUGCUGAGGGAGUUCAAGGACUACGAAACGACCAUUGGUCCUUUCUUCUCGGAGCUGAACACCAAGGGUCAAUUCUACAUCGGAUUCAGCGAUCUCAAUGAUGCACUCAAAGCGGACGAAAAGUUCAAAAACAUGAAACUGGACUGGGAGAUUCAUUACAUGGAGGUGGAAGAAUUCGAUAUCGCCACCAAUUUGGCAUUCCCACUGCCCACAGAGCUUGAUGACACGGUCAUUGCUACACUUUACUGUGGCCCCCAGUCUGUGGUGAAUGCUUCCAAUGUCACACUAUUCGGGAGGCAAUUCCUUGAGUUGGUUGGACCUGUUUAUUCCUGCGAUCUGAUGGAAUCCAGCAACGUGGAAUAUUCUGCCGUGGUUCGGUCCUAUGACCUGGAAGUUCGAUACCGCCAUCUCAAUUCAGCCGUCAACGCUAUCAGGGCACUCAAUGGAGUUCGCACAGAGGGACAAAUCAUUGAAGUCAUGGCUCGCGACAGCGGCCACUUUGCUACUUCAACCAGGGCCCGUCAUGAGUAUGAGGCUGGCGUUAAGGCCCGACAAUCCGGUCGUCGUGCCGCAAGGACUCCCUCCAGCCGCGGCAAGCCUGGCCGCCGUCCCCCACUGACGCCCAGAGGCGAGGAGCCUGCCAAAUCUCCUCGCGAACGCGAGAACGAGAUCGACCUGAACGAGAUCUCGUACGGCCGUGACCAGCGAACUGCGGUCAUGUGCCGAAACAUCCCCGUCAAGAUGCACUGGAGAGAUCUCAAGGGCAUCUUGGACAAGAGUAGCGCUGGGCGCUACAAUUAUUUGUAUCUCCGAAUGGACUUCGGAGCAAACCUGAACGUGGGCUACGCGUUCAUCAAUUUUGAGAAACCCGCCGACAUCAUCACGUUCGUGCGGGCCCGCGCUGGCCGUACCUGGCCUGGUUUCGAGCGAUGGACCGACAAAAUCGCCGAAAUCACCUACGCCGAUGUCCAGGGAAUCGGCACCCUGGUUGAGCGAUUCCGGAACAGCCCGAUAAUCCUCAACUUGCCGGACAACCGGCCAAAGUUGUUCCACACCCGUGGACCCAAGCAGGGGGCGGAGGCAAGCUUCCCUCCUGUCAACAACUUCUACACCCUGUCCAUGGGUGUUCAGCGCAGCCAGGGUGACGCUGGCAUGUAA